UCCAGCUCACCAAAUCCAUCCAUGUAGUACAUCUCAACAAAGCAGUACAAAUCCUAUAUUUCAAUAAAUUUAGCUAUUUUCAGGGUUACAAAAAUAAAAUCCGGUCUUUGCCUUAUUUUCUAGUCCCUUUCUUCCCACACGCCCACGGAUUCAUCUUCAUCUCUCUCUCAACACAAUCAAUUAAAAGUGCCAUAAUCACCUCUAUUUAAUGAAUUAAAUUGCUUUUAAUCAUUUUCUUUUCUUCCAUCUCAGCCUCAAAGCACAAAUUAAUUAAUUGCGUAUUCAGGCGGAAUCUUGUUCCGUAGAUUGUCUUGCUCCUCUGUCGCGGAGGUGGUUGAGGGAGGUUUUUUGAGACGGCGUUGACCAUGAGGGGCCUGCAGUUGACCGCCGCCUCCGGAAAGGGGUCGGGAUUACCGGCGCAGGAUGCCGGCGAGGAGGAUAGGCUGCUGAGCUCGUCUGAUGAGGAAAGUUCCGGGAAUUUGCGGAGGAUGCAGGUGCGAGUGACGGGGAUGACGUGUGCGGCGUGCUCGAAUUCCGUGGAAUCGGCUCUCAUGAGCUUGGAUGGCGUCGUUAGAGCCUCCGUCGCCUUGCUUCAGAACAGGGCUGAUGUCAGCUUCGAUCCCGCCUUAGUAAAGGAUGAAGACAUUAUAAAUUCCAUAGAUGAUGCUGGAUUUGAGGCAGAAAUUCUACCCGAGCCGACCACAUCUCAGUCUAAGCCGCACAGGACCUUAAUUGGUCAGUUCACAAUUGGUGGAAUGACAUGUGCUGCGUGUGUAAAUUCUGUAGAAGGGAUCCUAUGGAAGCUACCUGGUGUGGAAAAAGCUGUAGUCGCCUUGGCUACCUCAUUUGGAGAGGUUGAGUACAAUCCAACCAUUAUCAGUAAGGAGGAUAUAAUCAAUGCAAUCGAAGAUGCUGGUUUUGAAGCUUCAUUUGUACAGAGUAAUGAGCAGGAUAAAAUUGUGGUAGGGGUUGCUGGGGUUGUAAGUGAAAUGGAUGUACAGGUGUUAGAAGGAAAUCUUUGCAACUUAAAGGGUGUGAAGCAAUUUAAUUUUGAUCGAAGAUCUAGAGAGUUGGAAAUACAUUUUGAUCCGGAGCUCCUCAGUCCGAGAAUGAUUGUUGAUGAGAUUGAAAGUUCCAGUUAUGGAAAAAUGAAGUUACUUGUAAAAAACCCUUAUUCUAGAAUGUCUUCUAAGGAUCUGGAAGAGUCUUCACACAUGUUUCGGCUGUUUACAGCGAGCUUGCUUAUCUGCGUUCCUGUCAUGUUCAUGCAGGUCAUCUGUCCUCACAUACCCCUGUUAUAUUCUUUACUACUUAGGCGUUGUGGUCCAUUCCAAAUGGGUGAUUGGCUGAAAUGGGCUUUAGUCACAGUUGUGCAAUUUGUUAUAGGCAAGCGCUUCUAUGUUGCAGCUGGCAGAGCACUCAGAAAUGGUUCGACCAACAUGGAUGUCCUGGUUGCAUUGGGAACAUCAGCAUCAUACUUUUACUCUGUAUGCGCAUUACUGUACGGUGCCAUGACUGGGUUCUGGUCCCCGACUUACUUUGAAGCAAGUGCAAUGCUAAUUACAUUUGUACUUUUCGGAAAGUAUUUGGAAAGUCUUGCAAAAGGAAAGACAUCUGAUGCUAUCAAAAAGCUAGUGGAGCUUGCUCCUGCUACUGCUAUACUGCUUAUCAAAGACAAAGGUGGGAAAAUCGUAGGAGAGAGAGAAAUUGAUGCUUUAUUGAUUCAGCCUGGUGAUAUAUUAAAAGUACUCCCUGGGACAAAGGUUCCUGCCGAUGGUUCAGUUGUAUGGGGUUCAAGUUAUGUAAAUGAGAGUAUGGUUACUGGUGAAUCUGCUCCGGUUCUGAAAGAAGUCAAUUCUUUAGUUAUCGGAGGUACAAUCAACUUGCAUGGUGCCCUUCACGUACAAGCCAACAAAGUAGGCUCUAACACGGUUUUAAGCCAAAUUAUCUCUCUGGUUGAGACGGCCCAGAUGUCUAAAGCUCCCAUUCAAAAAUUUGCGGACUUUAUUGCAAGCGUUUUUGUCCCUGUUGUAGUAAGUUUGUCAUUGUUGACCUUGUUUGGAUGGUAUCUUGCUGGGGUUCUCGGAGGCUACCCUGUGGAGUGGCUGCCUCAGAAUAGCAAUUAUUUUGUUUUUGCUCUUAUGUUUGCAAUUUCAGUUGUGGUAAUUGCGUGUCCAUGCGCACUUGGAUUGGCCACUCCAACAGCUGUCAUGGUGGCAACAGGGGUUGGAGCUAACAAUGGCGUGCUUAUAAAAGGAGGAGAUGCAUUGGAGAAGGCACAAAAGGUCAAUUACGUCAUAUUCGAUAAGACUGGAACAUUAACCCAGGGGAAGGCCACGGUAGCCACAGCAAAAGUUUUUUCUGGCAUGGAUCGUGGUGAUUUUCUUACAUUAGUGGCUUCGGCAGAGGCUAGUAGUGAGCACCCUCUGGCCAAAGCAAUACUUGAAUAUGCCCGUCAUUUCCAUUUCUUUGAUGAACCUGCUUCUACUAACUCCUUUGGAUGGCUUCUUGAAGUCUCGGACUUUUGUGCUUUGCCUGGACAAGGUGUGCAAUGCUUUAUAGGCGGCAAAAAGAUUUUGGUAAGUACUUUGAACCAGUUUUACUUGUCUCCAUACUCGAUACCCAGGAGAAAAAAGGUUGGUAACCGGAAGCUGAUGAUGGAAAAUCGUGUUGCUAUAUUGGACCAUGUUGAGGAUUUUGUUGUAGAGUUGGAAGAAAGUGCCAAGACCGGUAUACUUGUGGCUUACGAUAAUGACAUUAUUGGUGUUAUAGGUGUUGCAGAUCCAUUAAAGAGAGAGGCUCCUGUUGUCAUCGAGGGCCUCAAGAAGAUGGGUGUGAAUCCAGUUAUGGUUACUGGCGAUAAUUGGCGAACAGCCAGAGCUGUUGCAAAGGAGGUCGGCAUCACGGACGUUCGGGCAGAGGUUAUGCCCUCGGGAAAAGCUGAUGUCAUCCGCUCGUUCCAGAAAAAUGGGAGCGUGGUUGCAAUGGUGGGGGACGGAAUCAACGACUCCCCGGCACUGGCGGCAGCCGAUGUGGGAAUGGCCAUUGGGGCCGGGACUGACAUUGCAAUCGAGGCUGCCGAUUAUGUGCUCAUGAGGAGCAGCUUGGAGGAUGUGAUAACUGCUAUCGAUCUCUCGAGAAAGACGUUUUCGCGUAUCAGGUUGAAUUACGUGUUUGCAAGCGCUUAUAAUGUGGUGGCUAUACCGGUGGCUGCCGGAGUUUUGUUUCCGUGGCUGGGAAUAAAACUGCCGCCGUGGGUGGCCGGAGCUUGCAUGGCGCUAUCGUCUGUGACCGUCGUGUGCUCCUCGUUGAUGCUUAGGAGAUAUAGGAAACCCAGGCUUACAACUAUACUGGAGAUCACUGUCGAGUAGAAGUUUAGAGGGGAAAUUGGGAAAAACAAAAAGGAAAAAAAAUCUUAUUUCUUUGUCAUUUUCUGUUAUUCUUUUUGCCCCCUUAGUUUUGGCCUUUAUCAGACUCUUGGGCAUUGUUUGUACCAAAUGUAAAUGUAAUAUGUUGUAUUGUGUAGAAUUUUUAGCAUUUGCAGUGGCCACUAUGAUUUUGGACAUUAUGCUAGUCUACAUUAAUACUAAGGGCGUGUUUGGAUACAAAUUUAUAUGCUAAAAGCGAGUUUUUUUGUUAAUCAUUGUUAAUUUUAAAAA
Molecule: messenger RNA, 3659 nt
Organism: Striga asiatica
Lineage: Eukaryota; Viridiplantae; Streptophyta; Magnoliopsida; Lamiales; Orobanchaceae
Source: the annotation of a GenBank genome assembly